CAUUUAUGUGCUUUCUAUCAUCUCAAGUCCAUUCGAUCGAAUUGGCCUUCCUUCGACCCUCAAUUACGCUCCCGGCUCUUUCCCGUUGCUCUCCACCAUGCCGGUGCCUUUCCUUGGGACCGUUUACCCGAUUUAUCCUUGUGCUGACACUUCGGGGUAAUAUCUACUUAUCCCAUCUCAGGGGAUCCCUCUCUCGCUCCUUAUCUAGCCCUUUGCCUGUUAGUUUCUUGUCUUACCUACCUAUUCGUCGAGUUUCCAUCUCGUUAUCACGCAGACGAGACGUUACAACGCUUAAAGCCUGUCCUACAUAGUUCUACUAUUACGGACUAGUUCUUGAUCUUGUUUCAGUUACUCUCUCUUUUUCAAGACAAGGCAUCACCAGACCCUACGAGAGGCUUUGGCACUCCUUUCAAUCAUAAACAAUGCCACGCUCUCGUCUACCGCCAACCCCAGCAAUGUCGGGAGAACUGAUAAUCAAGGACCAGGUGUGCGUGGACACUGCGGAUCCGUUUGCAUUACCUCCAGCUGCCAUGAGCCCAGCCAAAGCGAACAGUGCCAGUCGCAGGUCAUCCAAAUCGGACCAGUCGGCUUAUUUUCCUGCUUCCCCAACUUCCCCGGACCUUAACAUGGGACGUGGUGCAAACCCACCCCGGCAAACGGGUAUCAAACGACCACUCGAGGACUUUGAUCUUCCACCACCUCCCACUCGCACACGCAAAAUCAUCCAGAUGAAACCGAAGACACAGACCCAAGGCCAAUCCAAACCAGCGCCCACAGCGAGCAAGACCCCAUCUAAAGAUAGUAGCAAGAACGCUUCGAACAAUGUGACUCCUAGCACUUCCAAGAAGAAGCAGCCCAGUGCUACCAGCGCCGCCGGUCGAAAGAUUGCUCGCAAGACAGCGCACAGUUUGAUCGAGCGACGAAGGAGAUCUAAGAUGAAUGAGGAAUUCUCAACCCUCAAGGAUAUGAUCCCAGCCUGUAAGGGUCAGGACAUGCACAAGCUUGCCAUUCUGCAGGCAAGCAUUGACUACGUCAAUUACUUAGAACAAUGUAUCCAUGAUCUUAAAACUGCAGGCAAUAGCCAAAGGGCUGUUCCCCAUCGCAUGCCACCAGGUCCUCCUUCGCCAUCGUCGCCGGAGGUUUUGGGAGAAAUAGCGGGCAGUACAUACUCAGCUUCAGUGUCCCCAGACCUACUUCCCAAUGGGUGUCAUACAAACAUUACCUCACCUGCGUUUUCGCCUCGAAGCCAGAUCCCCUCUACGGGUGCAACUAUGGACUUUACUUCAAUCCUGCCUAGUCCAGCGUUGGGUCCAACUCACCCUAGCGACAGCGCUUUACGGUCGUCCCGUGGAUCUUGGGCAGCCGAUCCCUCACCAGUGCUCCAGCCACAAACACACCAUGCUUCCUCUGCAGAGAUGGACCAUGAAGCGUCGGCCGCACUCCUCAUGUUGAAUCGGGAUUGCCGAGGGAGUGUAGGCUCGAUGCAAGAGGAGAAUGCUAAGCCUAUUUCCGACAAUCGCCCGUAUUCCUUACACGACACCCAAAGGAAGAUUGGGAUGAGUGUCAAAGAUUUGUUGAUUUCGUAGGAAGUCACUUACAGGGCCGGCGGCAUCCGUGCUGAUGUUUUUCAGAGGGAUUUGUAUCUGCCAAGAAAAGUUCACGUUUUCUUCCCCUUCCCUUGCUCUUUAUGAAAUCCCAGAGUGGCCAAGUUGCUGUUUUGCAUCGGACAGGCGAAUAUGAUUAAUGCCCAUAUAAAUGUGUAUAAUGCAACGAGUUUAACAUUUCAUAAUGUAUACCUUUGACCAUGACAACUUCUCGAGUUGAAGGAGACAGAGCAUGACCCCAAAUGGGAAGCAGAUCAGUGAGAGCAGAAACUUCAAAGCCUUGAUAACAUGGAUUAAACACCACAUGAAGAUAUUGUAAGUAAAGGCUAAUAAACUUAUUGUGGACAGUACCUUACUGGGUAUUAGUAUUUCCAUGAACCUAAAACCGAACCAAAGUCCUACCCUUAAAUCCAUUCGAUGCCGAACUACCAAUAGAGGGCCCGCGGAACGAUCACGAACCUGCCGAGUUUGUUUGCUUACCCUAAAGAGCGGCACACUUCCCAUGGGCCGAAUUCCUGCCUGUUGCAGUCCCCAAGUCCUAUGACACCGACGAGUAUAAUAGCCACCCAAUCACAGAGCAUGCUGUGUGCCCGUUGCAGCCCUCCAAGGGGGUGUUGGAGGGGGGGUACAGUAGGUCAGUCUAGACAUGGUCGUUCGUUACGUACCCC
Molecule: messenger RNA, 2272 nt
Organism: Aspergillus alliaceus
Lineage: Eukaryota; Fungi; Ascomycota; Eurotiomycetes; Eurotiales; Aspergillaceae
Product: HLH-domain-containing protein
Exons: 2
Coding region: 423-1586 (387 amino acids)
Molecular function (GO): protein dimerization activity
Source: RefSeq, a predicted model, not a curated record